Musca domestica (house fly) is the source of this 792-nucleotide messenger RNA. Its product is annotated as epidermal growth factor-like protein. The coding region runs from base 146 to 736 and encodes 196 amino acids. The transcript has a single exon. The record is from RefSeq and is a predicted model, not a curated record. Lineage: Eukaryota; Metazoa; Arthropoda; Insecta; Diptera; Muscidae.
CCCAAAACCAAAUUGCCCGGAAUCCCCCCUAAUAUUCCGUUAUCAGCAGCAGCUGGCAAACACAAGUUUCAAGUCCAACGUAGAACCACAAAAGAAAUGGCAAGUUAGUGUUUUGUACGACUUGGAGGAAGCAAAAAGUCCACGCAUGGCUAACAUGUCCCAACGCCAGUCACUGCUGUCCAUUUUCGUGCUACUGAAGCUCUUGGCUGCCGCUGUAGUCGUUGAAUCUCAAAUCUGUUUUCAAAAUGUCACCCGAGAGAUUCCUGUCAAACGAAACAAUGCCUUUGUUAGGGCCAAUAUAACGACAACAAUAAAAGUUUGCUGUGAUGGCUAUCAGCUGGAUCCGAUGGAUAGAACCCGUUGUGUGUCGAUCUGUGCGCCGGAAUUUGCCUAUUCCGAUGGCCAAUGUGUACCGAAAUGUGAUAAUUGUGAAAAUGGUGAAUGCCUCUCGCCGAAUAAUUGUAAAUGUAAUGAUGGCUAUAACUGGUCGCCAGAGCAUGGAUGUUCUCCCAGCUGCCCGGAAGGCUGUAGCAAUGGUGUAUGCAUUGCGCCCAGUGUCUGUAGGUGUUCGCAGGGAUUUUAUUUCACGUCCACGGAGGGAUGUGUUCCAAUAGGAAAUAAUAUGAGAAGUGUUGACGAUGCCGGUGCUGACGAUGAUGGUCCCGAGGUGGAGGGGUAUUUUAAGUAUUUGGGCAAAAAAAUUCAUUUUACUGGUGUCCUUGAUAAUGCGCCCUAAAGGGGUUUGAAGUAAAACAAAUAAAAAGAGGUUAAAAAAUCAACAGAAAUAAAAUA